AAACGUGACAGGUACCACACAUCAUAGGAAAAAGUGAAACUUAAUUUCAAACUACGAGUACUAUCAUAUCAUAAGCAAGAUGACGGUGAAGAAACGACCUUCGGAUCUAUCGAGCUUGGAGCGGUUCAACAUGUAUUACAGAGAGAAGGAGCCACCGAUGACCGCGGGCCAGAAGGCCAAACGGUUCAUCUGGAACCCCAAGACCAAGCAGUUCUGCGGCCGGACCGCCUCCAGCUGGUCAAAAAUAUCUUUGUUCUACUUCAUCUUCUAUGCCGCGCUGGCGAUCCUGGUGGCAAUCUGCAUGUGGACAUUCCUGCAGCUACUGGACGCGCGCCAGCCCAAGUGGCAGCUGGAGCAAAGCAUCAUCGGCACGAACCCCGGCCUCGGUUUCCGUCCCACGCCGCCCGAGGUCGCCAGCAGCGUCAUCUGGUACAAGGGCAACGACCCCGGCAGCUACCAGUUCUGGGUCAAGGAGUUAUCUGAAUUCUUAAAAGUGUACAAACGCGACGGCAACAAGGCGGGCGCCGGCCAGAACAUCCACAACUGCGACUUCAAGCUGCCAGCACCGGCCGGCAAAGUGUGCGAUGUGGACAUGAGCGCAUGGGGGCCCUGCAUCGAGGAGAACGGCUUCGCAUACCACAAGUCCACACCAUGCGUCUUUCUCAAGCUAAACAAGAUCUUCGGUUGGCGGCCUGUCUUCUACAAUAGCUCGGACGCCCUACCCGAAGCCAUGCCCCAGGACUUGAAGCAACACAUCAAGAAUAUGACUGCCUACGAUAAAAAUUAUUUGAACAUGGUGUGGGUGUCGUGCCAGGGCGAGAACCCGGCGGAUCGUGAGAACAUCGGGCCCAUACAGUACCUGCCAUACCGGGGCUUCCCCGGAUACUACUUUCCAUACACGAACCAAGAGGGAUAUCUGAGCCCAUUAGUCGCUGUACAUCUUCAGAGGCCGAAAACUGGCAUGUUGAUAAACAUCGAGUGCCGCGCCUGGGCACACAACAUCGUGUACGACCGGCACGAGGGCAUGGGCUCCGUGCACAUCGAAAUUAUGGUCGAAUAACCUCU
This is a messenger RNA of Papilio machaon (common yellow swallowtail), 1065 nucleotides long. RefSeq names its product sodium/potassium-transporting ATPase subunit beta-2-like. The transcript is spliced from 6 exons. Gene Ontology annotation, cellular component: sodium:potassium-exchanging ATPase complex. The record is from RefSeq and is a predicted model, not a curated record. Gene Ontology annotation, biological process: potassium ion import across plasma membrane; intracellular sodium ion homeostasis; sodium ion export across plasma membrane. The coding region runs from base 80 to 1060 and encodes 326 amino acids. Gene Ontology annotation, molecular function: ATPase activator activity. NCBI's taxonomy places the organism in Eukaryota, Metazoa, Arthropoda, Insecta, Lepidoptera, Papilionidae.